Molecule: messenger RNA, 675 nt
Organism: Sclerotinia borealis F-4128
Lineage: Eukaryota; Fungi; Ascomycota; Leotiomycetes; Helotiales; Sclerotiniaceae
Source: the annotation of a GenBank genome assembly
AUGUCUACGACCCAACCUUCUCAACCUUUUCAACCCGGUGCUGCCAAUCCACGAACUACCCCUCUUCUUCAUAAUGCAUCCCUCGCAGCCCUCAUCGUUUGUCCAAUCGUUAUGAUCCUCCCACCUCGCAAAUUAGACCUCUAUACCUUCGUUCUCAUGGCCACCACCUGUAUUGGCGGUAAUCACCUUGCCUACGAAUACACCGGUGUCUCAAUGAUGGCUCGCAUACAAAAACGAGUACUGUCUUUCACGGGCACAGACUUACCCGAAAAGGCAAAGGAAACCCAGAGAAGGAUACGAGAAGCGCAGGAAAAGAAACGAACUGAGGAGAGUGGAAAGUUUUUGGGAAAUACAUAUAAACUUCAGGAUGAGGGAGCGAAAGGAGAGGGAGUACUUGAAGCAUUGGAAAAAAGAAAUGCCAGUCAACUACCUGUCGGGAGGGUGGAGGGAGAUGGGAAAGAAGGUGUUUUGGGGAAAAUAUGGUUAGGUGGUGAAGGAAAAGAUUGGAAGGAAAAGAGAGAUCAAAACGAAAAAGAAGCUUUGGAAGCGGGGAAGGGAUAUGGAGAUCUAAUUAUGGAACAGAUCUGGGAGGUAUGGAGUGGAGGGAAGAAGAAGAUGGAAGCGGUCAAGGAAGUGGAUGAGAAAGUGGUAGAAGAGAAGAAGAAGAAGAAUUGA